AGUAAUCACUAAAUAAGUAAACAUUAUCUAGGAAGAAAGUCUUUGGUUUCUUGUUGGGUUUUGGUCUUCUAGUCUUCUUGUUUAGUGCCUGCCAACUGUAAGCGAAAGGAAAAAACACGCUUCGCAUUUAUUGUAAUGAUGAUGUUGACUGUUUGGUAACAGUAUAUAUGUGGGAUGCCGGUGGCCUAUUUCAUCUCAAGAUCAGUUGGAAUCAUAAGUGAGAGAGUUAGACAAAAACUUUGUCAGUCUUACUGUCAUAGAAAAUCAGGAAAAGAAAAAAGUAAUGGAGUUGGGACGUUUUUGGUGGUGGGUAGUGUUAAUUUUGGUUCAAUUAGGUAUGAAUGGGUGCUUUGGUUGCUGGGAGCAUGAGAGAGCAGCUCUCUUGCAACUCAAAGCUUCCAUAAACUCCACAGUUGAUAUAGAUUAUUUGCCAACUUGGAAUUCAACCCACAAAAAGAGUGAUUGCUGUGAUUGGGAGGGAGUGAAGUGCAACAACACUACAGGGCAUAUAAUCCAACUUGAUUUUAUUGAAAUGAUCCGUUGGGGUACGGAAGAUUGGUGUUUAAAUGCCUCUUUGUUUCUUCCCUUUGAAGAGCUCCAGUACCUCUAUUUGGUUGGCAAUCAGAUUAGUAGAUGGGUCCCAAAUGAAGGUUUUGAAAGAUUCUCAGCGUUGCGCAAGCUGGAGAUGCUUUACUUGGCUUAUAAUCUUUUCAACAACAACAUCUUGUCAUCGCUCAGUGGAAUUUCUUCGCUGAAGAUACUAGAUUUGCGUGGAAAUAAAUUGAAUGGUUCAUUCCACAUCCCAGCAUUUAGCAACUUGGAGGAGCUCUACUUGGGUGGCAAUGAGAUCGAUGACUUCGUGACAACAACAACAACAAAAGGUUCAAACAACUUACCUAAGCUGCAAGUCCUAGAGUUGGGUGGGUACAAAGUUAAUGCACGAAUUUUCAAGUCAUUGACCACCUUCACAUCAUUGAAGAUCUUAAGAAUGGGAGGAAACAAUUUGGAAGGAUCGUUUACAACUGAAGAGUUGAGCAAACUAAACAACCUUGAACAGUUGAUGUUGGAGAAAUCGUCAUUUGAUAAAAGUCUUCUUCAUAAAAUUGGAGUUAUGACUUCUCUUAAUGUAUUGACAAUGUCAUACUGUGGACUGAAUGGCACCUUACCUGACCAAGGCUGGUGUGAACUUAAGAAGCUCCAAGAGUUAUACCUCAGCAACAAUAAUUUUGAAGGGAGACUACCUUCAUGUAUGGCAAACUUGACAUCACUCCGGGUAUUGGAUAUCCCUAGCAAUCACUUCAAUGGGAACAUUGUCCAGUCUCCACUAUCAAGUUUGACAUCACUUGAGUACCUUUCUUUCUAUGAUAACAACUUCUCAAUCUCAUCCACAUUUUCCUUCCUUUUCAACCUCUCAAAUCUUAAGAUCCUAUUAAGUGAUAACAAUAUAUUAGCUUUGGAACCUGACUCUCUUACUUUGAUUCCAACCUUCCAAUUAAAGGUUCUCAGUUUGUCAAAUUGCUUAAUUAACAUUCACAAUAGGACACCUCCCAGAUUUCUUCAUUACCAAUAUGAUUUGCGAAUAAUUAAACUCUCUUACAAUAAGUUGGUUGGGCAGUUCCCUUACUGGUUGUUAGAGAACAAUACAAGAUUGGAGAUCUUUAUUGUAAAUUAUAACUCUUUCACGGGGCCUUUUAUGGUGCCAUAUGAUAUUCGUCCCAACAUGUUGAGCAUAGAUAUUUCUGAUAAUUACUUACAUGGUCCAAUUCCCACAAACCUCGGUUUAAUUUUUCCAAAUUUAGAAUCUUUACAAAUGUCUAGAAAUAAAUUUGAAGGCAAUAUUCCUUCUUCUUUUGGGAAUUUGGUUUUCUUACAGGGUCUAGACUUGUCUGAUAAUCAUUUCUCAGGAACCAUACCAAUGCAUUCCAUAAUGGGUUGCUACAAUUUAGAAUUACUCAUAUUAUCAAACAAUAGCUUCAGUGGCCAAAUAUUUCCUACCAAUUCUAAUUGGACUAAGCUAGGAAUUUUACAUUUGGACAACAAUCACUUCUCAGGCACGCUUCCAACAUGGAUGGGGAACAUGACAUAUUUAGAAGAUAUUGUUAUGGCCAAAAAUCAUUUUGAAGGUCCUAUUCCAAUUGAGUUAUGCAAACUCGUUUCUCUUACAUUUCUUGACCUUUCGGACAACAAUCUUUUUGGCUCUGUUCCAUCUUGCUUCAAUUCCUCAAGUAUCCGUUUUUUUCAAUUAAAUAAAAAUUGCUUGAGCGGUCCAAUUCCAAGUUCUUUCCAAAACAACUCCAAACUACUUACACUGAAUCUUCGAGAUAACCAUCUAACUGGAAACAUUCCUAAUUGGAUUGGCAGCCUCUCAUCAUUGAGAAUUCUUCUCUUGAAAGAAAAUCAUUUAGGAGGUCAAAUUCCAAUUCAACUAUGCCUUUUGCAGAACUUAAACAUUUUGGAUCUUUCCUACAAUAAAUUUUCAGGUCUAAUUCCUCAUUGCUUGAGUAACAUUACUUUUGAUGCAUCUGUCCAUGGAACUUCUUUAAGAGGUUUAUCUUUUGGGAAAGCUUAUUUAAGGAGUUUGUCAUUAUAUUUGAACACAAAGUCAAUAAUUAUCGAAGAUCUGCCUGAUGAUAUAUCUCCGUUUAAUGAAUUUGUGAAUGUUGAAGAAGAAGUAGAGUUCACAACAAAAACUAGAACUUACUCCUACAAGGGUGACAUCCUCGAGUACAUGUUUGGAAUUGACCUCUCGUGCAACAACCUAGCAGGUAAAAUCCCACUGGAACUCGGUAGGAUGAGCAGCAACAUUCGUGCAUUGAACUUGUCACACAAUAGUCUAUCCGGACCCAUCCCGGUAACAUUCUCAAAUCUAAAGCAAAUAGAGAGUCUGGAUCUUUCAUACAACAAUUUGAAUGACAAAAUUCCACCUCAGUUGACCGAAAUGACCUCUCUAGCGGUCUUUAGUGUGGCACACAACAACUUAUCAGGCACAACACCAGAGAGAAAAAAUCAAUUUGGAACAUUUGAUGAAAGCAAUUACGAUGGGAACCCUCUCCUGUGUGGACCUCCAUUACAGAAUAGUUGCACCAAAAUGAGACCACCAUCUACAAUGCCAGUGGAUAAUGAAGGGGAAGAAGGUGAUAUUUUCAUGGACAUGGGUGUCUUCUACAUAAGCUUUGUGGUGGCUUACAUAACAGUCCUGUUGGGAAUUCUUGCAGUUCUUUACAUAAAUCCAUACUGGCGUAGGGCGUGGUUUAACCUCAUUGAAGUGUGCAUUGACACUUGCUACUGCUUUUUUGUGGUUCAUUACCAUAAGUUGUUCAAUUUCAGCCUUGCAUAGCCUUGUAUUGCUACUAUUUUGUUGUGUUUUAUUACCAUAAGUUGUUUAAUUUCAGACUUGCAUAGCCUUGCAUUUUAAUGAUUACAUGUAUGUGUGUCUCUUCUUGUUGGAUUUUGAAUCUAAAGAUUGAAUUUUAAUA
Quercus robur (English oak) is the source of this 3476-nucleotide messenger RNA. RefSeq names its product receptor-like protein 13. Gene Ontology annotation, molecular function: protein binding. The transcript has 6 exons. NCBI's taxonomy places the organism in Eukaryota, Viridiplantae, Streptophyta, Magnoliopsida, Fagales, Fagaceae. Bases 284 to 3337 code for a protein of 1017 amino acids. The record is from RefSeq and is a predicted model, not a curated record.